Molecule: messenger RNA, 1372 nt
Organism: Trematomus bernacchii (emerald rockcod)
Lineage: Eukaryota; Metazoa; Chordata; Actinopteri; Perciformes; Nototheniidae
Gene: rnaseh1
Product: ribonuclease H1
Exons: 8
Coding region: 336-1226 (296 amino acids)
Biological process (GO): DNA replication, removal of RNA primer
Molecular function (GO): RNA-DNA hybrid ribonuclease activity; magnesium ion binding; nucleic acid binding
Source: RefSeq, a predicted model, not a curated record
UCAGCGAGAAAACGGGCUGUCAAGCUUUCCUAACAUUACUUUUGACUUUCCUUUCUUUGUUGCUUUACUUCGGACUUUCAAGACUACAACAGAGGUUAAACUACUAUCAAAUUUACUAAAAAUACUUUGUUAGAGUCUGUGGGUGUUUUUGUGAGAAUAACGGUGAGCAAACCAGCUAAUAAUAAGGAUAUUAGCUGGUUUUAGCAUCCUUUUCUGGCUGUGGAAGUACAGUUUUCUUUCUUUUUUAGAGCCAAACACACAGGGACCAGUCAGCUUUCUUUAUAAAUGAUUGUGUAAUUAGUUAAAGACACCAUGAUAGCCUCCCCAGCUGCGUUAUGUUCAGACUGACUGGUGUUUUCAGAGCUUUACGCAGGAUUGUCUGCAGUGGGGCCGACGACAUGCCGAAGGGCAAGUUUUACUUUGCUGUGAGGAAAGGCUUCAAACCAGGAGUGUACAGCACAUGGGAUGAAUGUAAGGGCCAGGUGGACAAAUUCCCCGCCGCCUCUUUCAAGAAGUUUGCAUCAGAGAAAGAUGCCUGGGCGUUCUUCAGAGGAGUCGACCCCUCUCCAGUUCCACAGGUGAAGAAAGUUUCUCAGAGCCUGGACUCGGCCCUCUCUCUGCUCCCUAAAAGAGGUCCGGAGCCUCUGGAGUACAUCGCUCUCGGGAAGAAGAGAAGUCACUCGGACGAGGACGCACAGACACGUCCCAAACGAGUAAAACCGUCAGAAAGCUCGUCUUCAGUAAGCUCUGACGGAUUCACAUACAUGGAUGAUGCUGUUGUUGUUUACACCGACGGUGGCUGCACAGGAAACGGACAGAAAGGAGCAAAAGCUGGCAUCGGAGUUUACUGGGGCCCAAACCACCCACUAAAUGUGGCAGAUCCUCUGGAGGGAAGACAAACCAACCAGCGGGCAGAAAUACAAGCAGCCUGCAAAGCGCUAGAGCUAGCCAAAGAAAACAACAUGAAGAAGUUGGUCCUCUACACAGACAGCAUGUUCACCAUCAACGGUGUGACCAGCUGGGUGAAGACCUGGAAGGUGAACGGCUGGAGGCUGAAGUCUGGAGGUCCGAUCACAAACAAAGACGACUUCAUGAAGCUGGACAAACUGAACGCAGAGGUGGAGGUGGCCUGGUUGCAUAUCCCGGGUCACUCGGGCUUCAUAGGGAACGAGGAGGCGGACAGGCUGUCGAGGGAAGGAGCUCUGAAGCCUCUCCCCAAGAAGUAGCUGUAGCUCGGAGAAAGACACUUUUAUUUAUAAGAGAUUUGCUGCAGGACAGUUUGGUCUGUUUCUCUACAGGAGAGGACGAUUUUCUGUUAAAUGUUCAUUUAAAUUAUUUGUUUUUGCUCUAAAUAAAGCUAAUUCCACAUCUG